This is a messenger RNA of Symbiodinium sp. CCMP2456, 4086 nucleotides long. Lineage: Eukaryota; Dinophyceae; Suessiales; Symbiodiniaceae. The record is from the annotation of a GenBank genome assembly.
AUGGCGACGACGCCGACGACGGCCUCCUCUUCCGAGGCCCCCGGCAGCUUUCAGCUGCCAUGGCAGGCAAUCCCCAAGUUUAUCCCUGGAACGACAGAUGUAACAGAGUACAGUCGGAAGCUUCAGUUUUUGGCGGCUAUGUGGCCGAAGGAGCAUCUUUCCUUACUGGCGCCCAGGGCGGCGUUGAUGUGUGAGGGAACUUCGUUCAAGAAGGUGGCAUCUCUUGAUGCCAGCAAGCUCAAGGCCAAUGAUGAAUCGGGAGUUAAGCUUUUGGUUUCAACAUUGGGAGGCUCCUGGGGCAAGACAGCACUUGAGGAGAAGUAUGAUUGCUUCGAGAAGGCCAUUUACGGCACCAUCCAGAAGGCUGACGAGACCAACGACAGCUACGUGGCCCGGCAUGAUGUGCACUUUGAGGAGUUGUUAGCUGGGGGAGUGACCCUCAAGGAGGUUCGAGCGUACAUUCUUUUGCGACAGUCGCAACUGACGGCCGAUGAUCGGAAGCGGAUUGUUGUAGAGAUGAAUGGCGCAUUGGAUUAUCAGAAGGUUUGCUCAGCAAUACGGCUCCUGGGUUCUCGGUUUUUCACUGACUUGCAGGGUCAACGCAGUGGUAAGACUAAGACCUAUGAUGCCAACUAUGUCGAUGAAGGCGCCAAUGAGGAGCCCGAGCGAGCUCUACAGGUUUCCGCACCCAUCGCCAGCGAGGAUGGCGAUGGCGACUUGGACAAUGAGUUCAUGGAAGCGCUGAUCGCCGCGGAGGACCAUGACGCCAUGCAGGUUCAGGCCUUUGAGGAGGAGUUGGAGGGCUUCUUUCAGGAGACUCCAGAUCUUCAGGAGGCCCUGGUGAGCUAUCUGGAGGCAAGAGGCCGCCUCCUCGCGAAGAAGCGCUCGCGUGGGUUUUGGCCUGUGGCUUCCAGUGGCAAAGGGUCCAAGGGCGGUCGUGGCUUUAAGGGCGGAAAAGGAAAGGGCAAGAAUGCCCGAGAGCAGCUCCUUGCCAGGAUCAGCCGGAGUCACUGCAGAGCUUGCGGUGAGAAAGGACACUGGAAAGCUGAGUGUCCGAAGGUCGGAAAGUCCGGUGCCAAAGGCGAGACCGCCACGACGACCGUGGCUGAGGUGGAUGAGUCCACCUACACGAUGAUCGAGACUGCGGAGAACUCCAUCGCCGAGAUCAGUACCAGCCUCCCCGAGGGAACUUUGUCCCUGGACGAGGCCCACCUAGCAGUAAGCGAGCAUAGACAGGAUCAGAUCAAGCACCGACUUAGACAAGUGGUAGAGAACAUGCGCCCCAUAGAAGCCAUUUUGGAUACGGGGGCUAGCCGCUGUGUAAUGGGCAAGAGCCUAGUGUCUGGAUUCCUUAGCCAGCUGGAGACCGCUCAAGAUCAGAUUUUGUGGCUGGGAAUCGAAGUUGUGCCAGGUGGAACGUGUCUCUUGCGCAAACACACCAGUCGCCAGAAGGCCAAUCUGUGCAUAACGAGGAAAUCCCAGCAGCUACUGAGCCCAAGCGCACCCAUCCUGCAUUCCCGCCUUGCGUUGCACCUUCGUUGCCUCCCCAUGUUCGUGUCGAAGGGUUCCCUCACUUUGGGAGCUCGGUACGCUCAGCUGAACGACCCUCAGCUGCAUCUCAGCCUGGACGAGAUGGAGGCAAUGAGCCUCGAGCAACUAGGCGAACUGAAGAUCGAUUUCGGGCGCACCAUGUCCGGCCGGACAUACAUGGACGUAGCAAUCAACGAGCAGGCAUGGAGCAAAUGGAUCAUAGAGCAUAUGGCCAAGAGCACCAAAAAGGAGCAUCAGGCCUUUCUGCGUUUCAUGGAGCGCUAUGUGGAGGAAGCCGAAGGGGUCGAAGCCUCUUUGCUGGAUGCUCUCGAGGCUUCCGAGCCAGGGAGAGCCGCAGCCCGUCCCAAGAUCGCUGCCAAAAAGGGAACUGCGUCCCGAGCAGCCGCGUCGUCGGACACGGGACCCGAGACCUGGGAUCUUGUGAACGACCGAGAGCGCGAUUCGGCCCUCGACCAUCAGGUCACAGUUCUCUCCACCCGAGUGAACCAGAUGGAGAGCGUGAUGCAGCAAGUCCUGGUUGCCAUCCAGGAGCUCAAUGUGGAUACUGCUAAGAAGCUUGUUCAAGAAAGUGCUGUGGUGGGGGACUUAAAGAAGUCAGAACUCCACGAGCAGGAGAAAAUGAAGCCAUCAGUGUACUUAGUCUUCGGAAUGUUUGUCCAUGGUGGUCAAGAUUCCUUGUUGACAUACGGCCAUGCCGUGGAAGCGCAGCUUGAUGUUUUAGAGGUUUAUGCGAAUGCCGAUAGGAAGCAUGUGCACCAGACCAUUGCCGGUCGUCUACGUGAGCUCAGUGGCACUUCCGUGUCUCAGUUCGCAGGGUCCUACUGCGAUGGCUUUGCUGAGCAUGUCGCCCGACAGUUAGUCCAAACUCCCGGGACUGCAUUGGCUGCAGAUGGUUCUAGUCCCCUUACCCGUAAGCGGUUUAAGACCUCCACUGGUUCCUCAGUUCCCAACAUUACUCUAGGACCCCAGAAGCGCGAAGGCUCCAAUUCCCCAGAAGGCGACAUGCGCGGUAGUCCGCAGCGGCGCUUUGAGCUGUCGACCGCCAAUCCCGUGCAUGACACAGUCGAGUUGCCUGGUGAAGAGUGGGUUCCACUUUUCGAAACCGCCUCAACCUGCGGAGGCAAUGAGGAUCGCACUACGAUGCGCCCUGAGCGCAAGAAGUUACGAGUUGAAGCACUCGAGACUGCCAUCACGGUGUUAGGAUAUUCUGCCCAUGUUAUCCACGUCCUUGAUGAAGCAAGCUGCUUCCACCUAGGGCAGCCGCACAAGUUCUACUUAGAUCCGGCUGGAGAGUUUCGAUCCGAAGAAAUGUUGGAAAAGUUUCAGAGCAUGAAUUCCAAGGUCUUCAUAAGUACCGCUGCUUGGCAGCGAGGUCGUGUUGAACGGCACGGUGAUAUCGCCAAGGAUAUGCUAGCGCGGAUAGAUACCCAGCAACCCAUAGUCAGUGAUACCUCUUUUGACCAAGCUCUUCUUGUAGCCUUUCAAGCGAAAAACGCAUUGGUCCGCCAUCGUGGGUACUCACCAGAACAGAUUGUGCUGGGCAAAUCAGUCCGGAUUCCUGGAAGCCUCACUUCCGAUGAAGACCUGGCAUCCCAUGCCAUCACCGAAGGCUCUGAUCUUGAAGCUGAGCAACACCGCGUUGGAGAGCUGUCUGAAGUUGAGCGCAAUCCCAGCCUAACAGCUGGAUCUGCUGCCCCUUCGCAAGUUCCUGCGCCCACCUCGGUUGAUCCUUCCGGUGUACUGCCAUCCGAGCCUGAGCCCUUAAAUGGAAUGGAUAUCCCUAUUCCCGAAUCGGAUGAAGGUCUCAUGACUGAGUGUAUCAAUUUGGCAAGCACACCGGUGGGGGAAAUCGCUGGUGAAGCGGAUGAGCUUUUCAGCUUCUUGACACUCCAGGCAAGCAAAGAAUCCACCUGCCCUCCAGUAGCUGAAGACAACCUUCCCUUUGUUGUAGACCCUCUGGUCUGCAACAGUGAGCAAGCCUACUGUCUUGAGAUUCCCGUCAGCGCCAAAACCCUGAAGCAAUGGGCACGUGAAAAGUCCCCAGAGCAGAUGUCUGCUCUUGCUGCUGUAAGCAAACGUAAGGCCGUUGAAAGUAAUCCCUUGGCGAUGGAGCCCCCACCCGAGGUUCGGAAAGCCUUAAACCUCAAGGAUGACCAAGUUUGCGAGCUGUUGGGAAACGCGUAUGGUAGAGUAGACGCCCCGCUGCUGUUUUACAAGGAGUUGAGCAAGCAGCUACUCCAGCUGGGAUUCACCAGGCAUCCUCUUGAGCCCUGCGUGUUUAUGCUGUACACCGGUCAAAAGCUAAACGGGAUCCUCGGGGUUCACGUCGAUGACGGUGUGUGCGGAGGGGAUGCCAAGUUUUCUCAGAAAAUUCAGGAGCUGGAGAAGAAGCUGCCGUUCGGGAGCCGUAAGUAUCGCAGCUUUGUCUUCACGGGGAUCCACCUUGAACAAUUUCCCGAUUUUUCUAUUCGAGCCGCCCAGAGCGAUUACGUGCGCAACAUUCCUCAGAUAGACAUCGGUAGAACGCGCCGCCAG